Messenger RNA from Cladocopium goreaui, 1980 nucleotides. Lineage: Eukaryota; Dinophyceae; Suessiales; Symbiodiniaceae. The record is from the annotation of a GenBank genome assembly.
AUGGUUUGGGGGUUCGCUCACCUAUGCUCACGGUCGGAUCCGCUGAUGUCUGUGGUGGCGGCGGAAGUGGUGAAGAAGAUCAAAAACUUCGGACACGAGGAGCUAGCAAAUACUGCUUGGGCCUUUGCCAAGUGCGGCCUUUGGAAUGAUCAGUUGGCGCAGACUUUGGUCGCGCAAUGUUUGGAAGGGAUCGAGGAGUUUGAUACUGACACCCGGAGCAUGUUUCAGGAUCCCAGGAGAGCCUUUCCAAUGUGGCCUGGGCGAUGGCCCAAUGGAGCACCAAAGAAGAGAGGAACCGCGGCCAAUGGCAACUUUGGCCUGGGCCUUUUCAACGCUCAACUUUCGACCCGACAGCGGCUAGCCAUGGAAAGCUUGGUGAGGUUUGUUGAGGCGGAUCCUUCAAGUCCAAAAGAAAGGCUAGUGCUGAGAUGUGCUGAGUUGAACAUGUUCGACAAGACUGAUUCCAUGUUCGGUGAGGACAUAGCCACAAUUGCCAGGAAAAUCUCGCAGUUUUCCAUGAAGGAAGUGGCUCAAAUAGCCUGGGCCUUUGCCAAUCUACGCUUUCACGACCUGCAUUUGUACCAGAAGAUUGCGGAACACAUUCAAAAGCAGCAGAAUCUGGGGAUGCUACCGGCAGAGAUCGCGAACAUCGCCUGGGCAUUUGCCAAAAACCACUUGUCCAACCAAGUUAUCAUGAAUCGCCUUGCUUCAGAGGCCGUGAGCCAAAUUGGUGGCUUCAAAGCGGCAGAAAUCACCAUGCUCACCUGGGCCUAUGCUGUCAGUAACUUGGGGCACCCGGCCCUCAUGCUGGAGAUUGGCACCAAGGUCUCACAGCGAAGUCAAAAGUUCACGCCUGGGCAGUUGGCACACAUCAUUUGGGCCUUCGGUGCCCUAAGUCUGAAGCACGAGGGGUUGUGCGAGGCUGUAGCCAAGUGUUGCCAAAACGAUAUGCGCCGUGCCAGCCUGCCGAGUCCGGGAGCGCAUGCGGGCACCGCGGGCGCGCAAGCAACACCAAAUCGGGACCGGGACGCCAACAGUACUUACAACGCCAACAGCCUCACGCAAGUGGUUUGGGGCUUCGCCAUGGUGCAAUACCGGAACACCUCCUUCCUUCAUGAAGCAGCAGGGCGAAUCUGUCUUGGCAUCGACAUGUUGAAACCCUUGUCGCUCUGGCGGUGUGCUUCGGCCUACAACGCCAUGAUGGUGAACAACAAGGAGAUCAAGGAAGCCAUUUUGGUUGAGGCCUGCAAGAAACAGCAGGAUUUCUCGCUGAAACUUGGCUUCGGGUUUCAUCGGAGCGCUUCGACACAAGUUCGACGAAUGACUAUGCUCACUGACAACUGGAUGGAGUUUAGGAAGGGCUUGAGCCGACUGCUCGACUGCUACAACAUGCACAUUGGGCAGAAGGAACAAGAAAACUUGGAAUCUCAGACUGCUGGGGACUGCCUGGGGCUGGUGGGAUGUGAGAUGGAACGAGUCAUGGACAGUCGACUCGAACUCGUGGCGCAGAAGCUGACGAGACUCUACGCCACUGGACAUCCCUACGAUGACAACUCGCCGGACACGCCCCGAAGCGGUGACCCGUUAGUGUUUCAGUGGCUUCACGAGUCGGGCUUCUUGGAUUUGCAGGUGCAAGGUAUGAAGAAAAUCCUGCAGAAACUUGACAUUCAGACCCCCGGCUGGCCAUUUGUCGCCUGGCGGACGCGGCUGGGAGUCUCCAAAUGCUUCCGCGAAGCGCGGCCAUUUUGGAGGUCACAAGCUUUUGCGAUGCUGGAGCUGGCAGUUGCUGGCCAAAGCCACUGGUUCGCCCGCUCCCUGGAGGGUCCGGACGAUUUGGACCGGCGACGCUUCGCGAUGGAUGCCCUGCAGUUGUCGCAGCCGCCGGCCUUAGACUGUCAAGUUCUCUCCUACGUCUUGGAGCUGGCCCUUCUGAAGAUGAUGGAAAGCUUCGGCCAAGAUGAGAUCGGACAAGCGGCCUGA